AUGACAGCUCCAGUUCGUGUCCCGCACGUUGUUCACUCGUUGCCCAUGUCUGGUUGCAUGUCUGUGCUUGCAUCCAACACCGCACGAAGAUGGGAAGCGCAACUGCUGCUGGGUCUUGAUGCGCUGCGCCGUAAUGACAGCUCCAAUUCAUGUGCCGAAAUGACAGCUCCAGUUCGUGUCCCGCACGUUGUUCACUCGUUGCCCAUGUCUGGUUGCAUGUCUGUGCUUGCAUCCAACACCGCACGAAGAUGGGAAGCGCAACUGCUGCUGGGUCUUAAUGCGCUCCAGUUCGUGUCCCGCACGUUGUUCAUCUCGUUGCCCAUGUCUGGUUGCAUGUCUGUGCUUGCAUCCAACACCGCACGAAGAUGGGAAGCGCAACUGCUGCUGGGUCUUGAUGCGAUGUGCCGAAAUGACAGCUCCAAUGGGAAGCGCAACUGUUGCUGGGUCUUGAUGCGCUGUGCCGAAAUGACAGCUCCAGUUCGUGUCCCGCACGUUGUUCACUCGUUGCCCAUCUGUGCCGAAAUGACAGCUCCAGUUCGUGUCCCGCACGUUGUUCACUCGUUGCCCAUCUGUGCCGAAAUGACAGCUCCAGUUCGUGUCCCGCACGUUGUUCACUCGUUGCCCAUGUCUGGUUGCAUGUCUGUGCUUGCAUCCAACACCGCACGAAGAUGGGAAGCGCAACUGCUGCUGGGUCUUGAUGCGGUCAUGCAAUAA
This is a messenger RNA of Peronospora matthiolae, 714 nucleotides long. The record is from the annotation of a GenBank genome assembly. NCBI's taxonomy places the organism in Eukaryota, Oomycota, Peronosporomycetes, Peronosporales, Peronosporaceae.